AUGCAUAGGUAUGAUGGUGUCAAAGAAGGUCCAAAAGAUAAUGAUAUCAUACAUAUUAUGAGAAUGGAACAUGAAUGUGAGAUAUCUAAAUCAUUCGCGUGGGAUGCUCGUGAGUAUGCAAUUAGUCUGGUUAGAGGCAUUCCCGAGCAGAGUUUUGGAAAAAUUCUGAAAUACUUGCACAUGCUGAAAGAAGCUAAUCCAGGAACACACACCUUUUACGAAACCGAUGUUGAUGGGGUAUUACUUGUUGCAACAACUUUAGAUGGAGACUCCAACUUGUAUCCUAUUGCAUUUGCGGUUGUGGACCCAGAAAAUGAUCGUUCAUGGGAUUGGUUUUUCAGACAACUAAAGGUUGUUGUUCCGGACGAGCGUGCUCUUGCUUUUGUGUCAGACAGAAAUAAUUCACUUUGUAAGGCACUUGAGAAUGUGUAUCCUCUUUCUCAACGUGGAAUUUGUAUUCACCAUUUGUUGAAUAAUGUGGUCACACAUUACAGAGGAAAGGGAGUGGUUGGAUUGAUUGCAAAAGCUUCUAAAGCUUAUAGAGUUGUUGAUUUUCAGAAGCGAUUCCAAGCUGUGUGCAAUAUUAGUCCAGCUAUUGGAAAAUAUUUAACAGAUGCAGAUGUUACAAAGUGGCCUCGCUGUCAGUUUCAAGGAUACAUGUACGACAUCAGAACGACAAACCUGGCUGAAUCAAUAAACUCUACUUUGCGCUCACCAAGAGAGUAUCCAGUCCUUCCUUUGUCCCGUUGGUUCUUCGAACGACGCACACGACGUAGGAAGCACACAAAACCAUUAACUAUUGCCAUCGAGAAAAAGAUAGAUAGACGGAUUAACAAGGGUAAAACGUUUCUUGUCCAGCCAGUAAACGAGCAUCGUUUUUUGGUUCGUGGAGAUACAAUCGACUGCCUGGUUGAUUUGGACAGAAGAACCUGCUCAUGUGGAAAAUACGAACUACUGAAAAUCCCAUGUAGACACGUAAUCAAGGCUGGUUUAACAGUUGGCCGAGCCCCAUCGUUACUAACGAAUGACAUGUACACGACUUCCACUUGGAGAACAGCUUAUCAAGAAACUAUCAAUCCAAUAGGUGUUCCUGAGGAUAGUUGGGUGGUUCCAGAUACUGUUCGGAAUGCUGAUGUGCUAGCUCCUGAAUCAAGACGAGUAGCAGGAAGGAGAAGAAAAUGCAGGUAUGAGACAGUUGAAGACAAGCUCCGUUCAUCGCAAGGAGCUCAAGAAAAAAAGAGGCGCAUGUGCAGUCGAUGUGGCGAAGAGAAUCAUAACAGGGCUACGUGUGACAGAGCCAUUUAG
Molecule: messenger RNA, 1305 nt
Organism: Brassica oleracea var. oleracea
Lineage: Eukaryota; Viridiplantae; Streptophyta; Magnoliopsida; Brassicales; Brassicaceae
Exons: 2
Coding region: 1-1305 (434 amino acids)
Molecular function (GO): zinc ion binding
Source: RefSeq, a predicted model, not a curated record